Molecule: messenger RNA, 2552 nt
Organism: Chironomus riparius
Lineage: Eukaryota; Metazoa; Arthropoda; Insecta; Diptera; Chironomidae
Source: the annotation of a GenBank genome assembly
CACAUAGAGUCCAUGUGUAAGUGAUAUGUACGAAUAAAUAAUUAAAUAUGUUGUGUAAUUAAAUAUUAAGGAGCACACAGUGAUUCAUUUGCAUAACUAAUAUGACAAUUAGUUGAAGAGCUUCUUCUAGUGACCUCAUCAGUACAGUUAUUGAACCACGUCAAAUGAAGAGACGGAAUUUUUGUGAUUUAUUUUUUGAGUUUUUAUCUCAGUUCAAUUGAAGUGGAACUUGAAACAACUUUUUUGACAUUAAGAAUUUUUUUUAAAAAAAAUAAAUUUGAAUUUAAAUUUUUAAAAAAUUGCUCCGAACUCAAAAGUACUUAUUCAAAUGGCCGUGGUUGGCCCAAAUAACGCGAUCGUCAUUCCGACUGCAAUAAGACGAUCAAUAUCGCCACAAUCAUCAAUUAUUCAGGAAUCGGUGACAUUAUUAAAUUCAACGUCGCCAAGCUCAUCCGUAUCACCACCGCCUCAUAUUGUUUCAGUGAAUUUGAGUGGUGGACAUAAUAAUAGUGGCAAUAACAAUAAUAAUAAUGAUAAUAAUAAUAUACCUAGUGCGAAUAAUAAUAAUUUAAUAGCAAAUUCACCUCAAAUGCAUCCACAUUACGGACAUCAUCAUCAGCCGCAUCACUUUCACAGUCACCCGCAUCAUCCAAUUUUAGCACCUAGUCCCUUAUUCGCCUUACCUACGUUAAAUUUUACAGCAUCGCAAGUUGCGACUGUUUGUGAAACGUUAGAGGAAUCGGGUGAUAUUGAACGCUUAGCUAGAUUUCUUUGGAGCCUUCCCGUCGCACAUCCGAAUAUUAGUGAAUUAGAUCGAUCAGAAGCUGUACUAAGAGCUCGUGCUGUUGUUGCUUAUCACACGGGACACUUUAGAGAACUAUAUGCAAUACUAGAACGACAUAAAUUCACAAAGAGUUCGCAUGGAAAACUGCAAGCAAUGUGGUUAGAAGCACAUUAUCAUGAAGCUGAAAAAUUACGAGGACGACCUCUAGGUCCUGUCGACAAAUAUCGCGUGAGAAAGAAGUUCCCACUGCCACGUACAAUAUGGGAUGGUGAACAGAAAACGCAUUGCUUUAAAGAGCGCACACGAAGUUUAUUACGUGAAUGGUACUUGCAAGAUCCUUAUCCAAAUCCAACAAAGAAACGGGAAUUGGCAUCUGCGACUGGCUUAACACCGACACAAGUUGGCAAUUGGUUUAAAAAUCGAAGACAGCGUGAUCGUGCAGCAGCCGCAAAGAACAGAUUAAAUCAACCGCCGCUUUCAGGAAAUAACUCUAAUAAUCUUGGUGGACGACAUUUGCAUCCCACACUUUCAGCAGAUACAGAUUCCGAUAGUGAUUCAGAUAUAUCGUUAGGUACUCAUUCACCCAUACCGUCAAUGACGUCACAACAUAGUCCUAAUUCAAGUUCCGGACUUAAUGAUCGUGAUUUAGAGCGACUUGCAGAGGAGCACAGGGAUUCACGUGGUGAGAAAGAUUAUCGCAAUUUUGCGUCGCUUCAGUCAUUUCGUUUCGGUGAACACAUUAAUGUUGCUGGAUUUGCAAACUCAUUUAAUCGACAAUUUCUACCCGGAAUGCCUUAUCGAAUAGGUGAGAAUGGAUCACCAACUCAUUCACCACCGAUUGGAGUAACUCCAUCGACAUCACAAACAGGAACCUCAACGACAAUUUCACAAUCACAAGCAGCAUAUAGCUUGCCAGGCGGUCUUAUUCGCCCACAACCUCAAUUACCACAAAAUGCAGCUAUCUCAGCUAUGGUUGCAGCUUGUGUCGCAAACGGUCAACAGCAGAAUGGAAGUGCAAAUCAGACACUCCUUCAACAUCACUUAAAUCAACAAGCAGCAGCAGCAGCAGCCGCAACACAAAUCUCUCCAUUGAGAAUACGAAUAAAUUCGCCCACGCGCAUUAACUCAACAUCGUCAGCAUCUCAAGCAUCAAGUGAUGUCAUGACGACAUCAUCAAGCCCGACAAUUCCUGGACAGACAUUUCUACCGACGCAAAAGCAUCACUCACUUCACAUACUGAAUGGUGGACAUCUGGCAAGAAUAUCACAAAUGAGUCAACUUCAUCGACCAUUUGAGUCACCUUCACCACCAACAUCGAGAGGCAAGGAAAGCUCGUGACUACCGCAAGAAGUUAAUGCGUAAAAAAAUAAAAUAAUGAUAAUUUUGUAUGUUAAGGGGAGAGUCACUUGUGAUGUUGAGGGGACUUCAAUGAGAGGGGGGAGGGGUUGUAAAAAUUGGAAUUGAAGGAAUUUACUUAUUAGAGGGGUUUUUAACCUCCAAAAUGUGAGAUAUGCUCUUAUUUGAGAUGAUAUGAAUUAAUAGUACAGACGUCACAAGUGAAUGAACCCCCGGCCCCCUAAAUUGUAAAUACAUUUAAAUAAUUUUUUCCCAUAGCGGAAAUGAAAGAAAAGAAGAAAUUUAGACACAAAAUAAUGAUAAACUUCAGAUUGACUUUGUGGAUAUAUUCACAGAUCAACUAUAAAGUUAUUAGUACAAGAAAUUUUUAUGAGAAAUUGAAAAACUCACUCAAAAAAUAAUGAAAAAAUGC